Messenger RNA from Colletotrichum karsti, 2346 nucleotides. RefSeq names its product glucose-methanol-choline oxidoreductase: gmc oxidoreductase. Bases 1 to 2346 code for a protein of 781 amino acids. The transcript has 8 exons. Gene Ontology annotation, biological process: secondary metabolite biosynthetic process; RNA processing. Lineage: Eukaryota; Fungi; Ascomycota; Sordariomycetes; Glomerellales; Glomerellaceae. The record is from RefSeq and is a predicted model, not a curated record. Gene Ontology annotation, molecular function: oxidoreductase activity, acting on CH-OH group of donors; ribonuclease III activity; flavin adenine dinucleotide binding.
AUGAACAACAACAAGUUAGACACGGCGGCAACCAUCUUGGCCCCGACCUAUGUUUUCGAGAUCCCCGACUUGUUGUGGGAAGCCCUGCAGGCGGCGGGCUCGCCGAACCUCGUUGUCGGCAACCGGCGCCUCGGCUGCGAAGGCAACAAGCCACUUGCUGGGAUCGGAGACAGAGUGAUGUCCUUGGUGAUCACCAAUGGGGCCUACGAUGAAAAUACCAGCAUCGGUGACACCAAUGCUCUGAUCCAGAGGUACGCGCGGAACGACCGCCUCGCUACUCUCUGUGACAGAGCUGGCUUGACUGGUUGCAUCGCGGGUAAUCCCGCACAACAGGGUGUCGUAUCCAGGCGCAUCAAAGCAACCACUGUGGAGGCCAUCAUCGGCGCGGUGUUCAAAGACAGUGGAGAUCUGAACGCUGCUGAACGGGUCAUGGUUCACCUUGGCAUCAUCCCACAGGCUUCGUUCAUGGACCGUAUCUUCUCACGUGGUAACGUACCAAUCCCGUCCCAAAGCUACAGAGCCAUGCUGCCGCAGACGCUUGUUGCUCUGGCCGCGGUCGCUUCCGCCGCGCCGCUCAAAGACUUCCACCGCGAAAAGAUCGAGGAUGAAUACGACUUCAUCAUCGCAGGAGGCGGAACCGCCGGCCUGGUCCUUGCGAACCGCCUCUCCGAGUCCGGCAAACAGCGGGUCCUCGUCCUCGAAGCGGGGCCGGCCCCCGACGUCGUCUCCGCCUACAAGGCCCCCGGCGGCAACCAGUUCCUCGGCGGCACUGCCAUCGACUGGUCCUUCUACACCACACCCCAAGAACACCUUGACGACCGUAUCCUGCGAUACCACCGCGGCCGCUGCCUUGGUGGCAGCAGCGUGACGAACGGCUUUUUCUACGGCCGCGGAAGCGCUUCAGUGUACGACGACUGGGUCAAGGUCGGGAACCCGGGGUGGGGGUGGGGCGACGUCUACCCUCUCUUCGUCAAGGGCACGACCUUCAACCCCCCAACAGACCACGAAGUCAAAGGCUUCGACGUCUCCUACAAGACAUGGGACCCUUCCGCCUACUCCGACGGGCCCCUACAGCUCGGCUUCCAGGGCUACGUCCCGCCCUCGGGCGUCGGCUUCAUCGAGGCCUCCUCGGAAGCCCUGCAGAUCCCCAUUGUCGAGGAUUACAACACGGGCAACAGCACCGGUGUCAAGCAGGGCACCGGGCACCUCGACUCUCGCUUCCACCGUAGCUCCAGCUACGACAGCUACCUCAAGCAGGCAAUCAACCGGACGAAUCUCGACGUUGUUUACUUUGCGCCCGUGUGGAAGAUCAGCUUCGACACCGAGGGCGAGAAGCCGAAGGCCACGGGCGUGGCUUUCAUGGAUCACCCCACGGGUGAGGUGCAUGAGGUCAAGGCCAAGAAGGAGGUUAUCGUGAGUUCGGGGGCUUUCAACUCGCCUCAGCUGCUCAUGGUCUCCGGCAUCGGACCGAAGAACCAACUAGAGAAGUUUGGCAUCGAACCAGUCCUAAUCAACGAGAACGUCGGUCAACAUCUCAACGACCACUCCGUCUUCUCCAUCAUGGCCCUCUCGACCCCGGAGUUCUCGACAACAGACAUGGCCGCGACCUACUCCGCACUGCGCGAAGCCCAGGAGGAGUUCCGCACGAACUUGACGGGUGAUUACACGGCGCCUUCGGGUAUCACGAACGCCUUCCAGAAGCUUUCCGAGGCGGAGCUCUUUGAAAUCGGCGCUGGGGAUGUCGUGACCGCCGGUCUCGCGAACCAGUCGCACGUCGAGUACCUCUUCGAAAGCGUCUUCUACCCCAGCGGCCCCACACCGUACUACACGCCGAAGGGCAACGAGACGUACAUCUCCCUGACGGCAUCCAGCAUGGUCGCGCUGUCGAGGGGCAACGUCACUCUGAGGUCGAACUCGAUGGCCGAGUUCCCUGUUAUCAACCCCAACUACUACGCCCACGAAGCAGACCGCAAAAUCGCCCUCGCAUCCUUCAAGUACCUCCGCAAGAUUCUCGCCCACCCGCGCAUGUCCGAGUACACCGUCGGCCCCGACCACGGCGAAGUCUCCCCGGGCGCCGCCGUGUCCGAGGACGACGAGGAGGCCGUGCUCGCCUACGUCCGACAGAACACGAUCCCGAACUGGCACGCGUCCGGGACGAACCAGAUGCUGCCGGAGGCGGACGGCGGGGUUGUCGACCCGCGGCUGAGGGUGUACGGGGUCGAGGGGCUGCGGGUGGUGGACUGCAGCAUCAUCCCGAUCCUGCCGGACGUCAACAUCGUUGCGUCAGUGUUUAUGAUUGGCGAGAAGGGGGCGGAGUUGAUUCGGGAGGAUUGGAGUGAUGUUUAG